AUGGCCACCAAGAGACCCUAUGGCUCUUCUAACUCUUCUGACUCUUUUGACUCUUCUGACUCUUCUGACUCUUCUGACUCUUCUGACUCUCCUCUUGUCUUCCAGCGGACUAAGUUCCGACGUCUCGCACAGGGCAAUCGAAACCGGAUUAAGUAUACUCAACAGAAGUCUCCAGAUUCCGAAAAAGACACCACCCCUAAAAUCCUUACAUAUAAUGAAUUUAGCACACUCGACAGUGGAAGGCAAAAGAGAUACUUUAAUAAUAUGCGGAAAACUUUGAAGGCUUUCCCCAUAGCAUCUCCUGAACUUGACUGGGCGAUUUUUCGACUUCCUUUCGAAGGGAAUCUUCUAACUGAGGACGAGCAGAAGGAGGCCGAGUAUCAACUGGACUAUUUGCAAAAGCAAUGGACAUUACUAGAAGGUCAAGCACCUUCUAGAGAAAAAAAACUUUGGGAUGAUAACGCCCUUCACUGGAAUUUAGUCAAGUCCCGGUUUGAGCUUUGUGAAAAGUGGCUCACCGCUACCCCUAUGUCUGAGGAAGAAGAAGAAGACCAUCUAUCUUCACAUGGCUUGUGCGUGCAUAUAUCUUCACAGCUUCUUCUCUACCGCCUUAUCAUCUACAUUGGACGAUCAAGCUUCGAGGCUGGUGGCAGUAGGUCUUGUUGGGCAAUAAAAUUUCUUCACGUUGACGGGCUCAGCACCUUACGACUCUGCGAUGAUGAAGGGGCACCAAGUGUUGAGUUCAGAGGCAGUGAGCAAUCUCAGGAAGACGCCCUGAAAUUUGUUAAUUUCUUAACCGAUCUUAAGUUCCCCCAUACGUAUUAUGGUGGGAUAGCUGGUACGGUGGCUUGA
This is a messenger RNA of Aspergillus tanneri, 852 nucleotides long. RefSeq lists its product as uncharacterized. Lineage: Eukaryota; Fungi; Ascomycota; Eurotiomycetes; Eurotiales; Aspergillaceae. Bases 1 to 852 code for a protein of 283 amino acids. The record is from RefSeq and is a predicted model, not a curated record. The transcript has a single exon.